Molecule: messenger RNA, 1140 nt
Organism: Leptosia nina
Lineage: Eukaryota; Metazoa; Arthropoda; Insecta; Lepidoptera; Pieridae
Source: the annotation of a GenBank genome assembly
AUGAGGUGGUUGGCGUUGGUAUUAGCGUUUGUGUUUAUGGCCUUUGCGGAGGAGCUCAAAUUAGCGGAAGUGUGUGAUCAAGAGAAAUGUAAGCUGCCGGACUGUAAAUGCUCGACCACUGAUAUUCCUGGUGGUUUUCUACCUCACAGAGUUCCGCAGUUCGUUCUACUUACAUUCGACGACGGCGUAACAGUCUCCAAUCACCCCACAUACCAGACUCUGUUGUACGGACGCAAGAACUUCAACAACUGCCCAGUCGGUGCCACCUUCUUCGUCAGCCAUGAAUACACCAACUACCAACUGGUCAACGAUUUGUACACCCAAGGAUUCGAGAUCGCAAUGCAUUCCAUCUCACACGUGAACCAAACUUACUUUAUGGAGGCUGACAAAGAGAGGCUGAUGGAGGAAAUUGGUGACCAAAAAACUCUUACGUCUAACUUUGCAGCGAUCCCUGCUGCUGCUAUACAAGGUCUUCGUAUGCCAUUCUUACAAAUGGCUGGGAACGCAUCUUUCGAAAUGAUGAAAACGGCUGGCUUUAGAUACGAUAUCUCCAUGCCCACGAUCAAAUUCCAGAGCCCAGGUCUUUGGCCAUACACCCUCGAUUACGCUUCAGACCAGGACUGCAUCAAUGCACCAUGCCCCACUGCGUCAUUCCCAGGUCUCUGGGCAGUACCUAUGAUCGCUUGGGAAGAUUUGGAGGGUUUCCCAUGCGCUAUGGUCGACGCUUGCUUUUCUCCGCCAGGAGAUGCAGAUGAAGAAGGCUGGUUCCGCUUUAUCGUCAAGAACUUCGAGAAGCAGUACCUUGGAAACCGUGCGCCAUUCGGUUUCUACAUCCACGAAGGUCCUGUAAGAACCAGACCUGGUCUUCAGGCAGCGCUUAUCCGUUUCUUAAACAUGAUAAACACUAUGAAUGAUGUUUAUUUGGUUAACGUUUCUGAGAUGUUAGAUUGGGUUGAGAAGCCAAUACCUUUGGAAGAUUACGUCAAAGCGCCCUGCAGAGCCACCGUACCAGCUAGGCGUUGUCGACCUACCAACUGUGGACCUCUGUCUUCUACACACACCCAGGAGUCUUUCUGGAUGGCCAGUUGUACUAGUUGCCCGCGUGUUUACCCCUGGGUAGGCAAUCCUCUUGGACGUUGA